This is a messenger RNA of Anthonomus grandis grandis, 5214 nucleotides long. Its product is annotated as signal-induced proliferation-associated 1-like protein 2. The record is from RefSeq and is a predicted model, not a curated record. Lineage: Eukaryota; Metazoa; Arthropoda; Insecta; Coleoptera; Curculionidae. Gene Ontology annotation, molecular function: protein binding; GTPase activator activity. Gene Ontology annotation, cellular component: cytoplasm. The coding region runs from base 296 to 4744 and encodes 1482 amino acids. The transcript is spliced from 24 exons. Gene Ontology annotation, biological process: activation of GTPase activity; regulation of small GTPase mediated signal transduction.
CGAAUGCCGAGUUUGGAGUAUUCGGUUUAUUGUUUAGCGAGUGUGUACGUCGGACAUCGUGUUUAUUUUUUAUUUCCGCUUUUAUUUAAAAUUUUAUAUAUCUCUACCUUUAAACGCGUUCCUUUUUAAGACAAUGCUGACAAGUGCGAAAUAAUAUUGUGUGACUUUAGUGGUGAAAAGUGCCUUUUUGGAACCUGUUUUUUAAUUUUUUCAACCAACAGGAUAAGGAACGACAGUGACGCUGUUUUGCGUGCCUCGUCAGAAAAAGUCUGGGCAAGACGAAAGUCGUGAUGGGAUGAUCGGACUGCAAGAGUGCGGACCAGUGCCGCCAAGGGCACCGCUCUCAACGAAUAGGGUUCGUGAGCGGACAGCACAGGCCGUCGACUAUUACAAUACCCAUGUUCACAGAGCCUGGGCCAACGCAGGUCUGUCAGCCUCCAGAUCUUCGUUUAACGACCGCCACGGAUCAGAACGCAAAAAACCGACUCCUAUAAUUUCUGAGGUACUGUGCCGUAGUAAUUCAAGUCUAGAACUACUUGAUCAGAACGGAAAACCGUUUAAAUCAAGUAGCCCCACGCUCAGAAGGGAGUACGGGAGUCACGGAUCCAUUGACGUUAUCGACCGGCCAGUGGUUGGUGUCCCUGGUAAAAAUGAGUUUUUUGAGAUGCUACAAGAUUACCGUCCGGCGGUCUUAGGAGGAACCGAUCAAAGAAGUCCGGGGCCCUCUGAGUAUUUAAGAGGCAAAGUAGAUUCGGAAGAAGUUGUUGACGGGAACUCGCAUGGGGGGAAUUAUCCCCAGAGUCCUAAAGUGAAGUCGAAACUUACGAGAUUCUGGGGCAAUAACACAAGUAUUUCAAAUGGCGUUACUUCAACAAACAUGAUAAAAUCAACGCGACAAACCAUGGAUGACAGCAUUGUCAGUACCGCUUCGUCGCAGAGUGUAUUUUCCCAAGAGUCUGAAGAAAUCUCUAGAAGGAGGGCAUUCGCUCACUACGAUUGCCAAUCUUUAACCACGAAUCUUAACUAUUCGAUAAGAUUAAGGAGAAAUCAUUUAGCCAAAAGACGCAAUACAACGACAGGAGCUUCUGCAGCUUCUAUGCUACUGAAAUCUUCUACACCUGAUGGUGAUGCAGAAGACGAUGUAGGUGAUGGUCAAUCCAAUGAAUUAGUUGAAAGCUGUCCGUUUUUCCGUAAUGAGAUUGGGGGAGAAGAGGAAAGAAUUGUUAGUUUAACCAGGUUGCAAAAUGGCGUUAAAAGUCAUCGAAAACCUCUUCAUAAACCACAAUUGGCUUAUGGAGUUUCUAUAUUGGAGUAUCCUCCAGGUGAAACUCAUUGGAGACAUUCUACUUGUCCGUACCAAAAAUUUCCAAGGCCUAUUGAAAACGUUGAUCAAGGAGCGUUAUAUUAUAGAAAAUAUUUUGCUGGACAUGAUCAUCAAAACUGGUUCGGAAUGGACGAACAAUUGGGUCCGAUCGCGAUAUCAAUAAAGCGUGAGAAAGUUAUCCAUCCUGAAAAUCAGCUUACGACUACGCUUACCCAAUAUCAGUAUAGGUUAGUUAUUCGAACCUCUGAGCUACAAACUCUUAGAGGAGCUGUGUUAGAAGAUGCCAUUCCGAAUGUAAAAGCCUCGAAUAGUCCAAAAACCCUCAAUACCAAAGAAGUCUUAGAAUAUGUUACGCCUGAAAUACAACUUAGCUGCUUAAGGCUUGGUUUAAAUAAUCAAACCACCGUGGAUCAAUUGCUUAAAUUAGAUGAGCAAGGAUUAACUAAUAAUUAUAAGGUGGGAAUAAUGUACUGUAAAGCAGGCCAGUCAACAGAAGAGGAAAUGUACAAUAACCAAGAUGCCGGACCAGCAUUUACAGAGUUUCUGGAAACUAUCGGUAAAAAGGUCAAACUUCAAGGCUUUGAUAAGUAUAAAGCUGGAUUAGAUACCAAAGCGGAUUCUACGGGUUUUUAUUCUGUAUACGCCCAAUAUCAAGAAUGUGAGAUUAUGUUUCAUGUAUCUACGAUGUUGCCAUUUACGCCAAAUAACCGACAACAACUUUUGAGGAAAAGACAUAUCGGCAAUGAUAUUGUUACGAUCGUAUUUCAGGAACCUGGAGCGCUUCCUUUUACGCCAAAAGGAAUAAGAUCACAAUUUCAGCACGUAUUUAUAGUAGUAAAUGCUAUAAAUCCGUGCACGGAAAAUACACACUAUAAAGUUGCCGUUUCUCGAUCGAAGGAAGUUGAAGUUUUCGGACCACCUAUUAAGGAAGGAGCGAUUUUCCCCAAAGGCAAAACCUUUGCUGAAUUUUUGUUAGCUAAGAUUGUUAAUGCAGAGAAUGCGGCACAUAGAUCUGAAAAAUUCGUGACAAUGGCUACUAGAACGAGGCAGGAAUAUUUAAAAGAUUUGGUGUCGCAUCAUUCUAGUAAUACGCCUGUUGAUACUGGACAAAAAUUUUGUUAUGUUACAGCAAUAUUCAGCAGCAAAAAGAAAGACAAAGUCCGUCCAAGAUUUAUACCAGACUUAUGCCAAAGAGGUGCCAUUUUAUGGCAGGUUUUAUUAGAUGAUAGCGGUCAAGGGCAACAAAUCGAAUGCUUCUUAGGUAUAUCUUCGGACACAUUUGUUCUUAUUGAAGAACAGAGUAGACAAAUAGCAUUCGUAACUCCAUGUAAAAGUAUACUGGGGUGGUCAUUACAAACGAACAGUUUACGAAUCUAUCACCACCAAGGAGAAUGUAUGACCAUUCAUAUGAGAGACUCGCAUGGAGAAACCGAUGAAUUAGUUGAAAUAAUGGCUCGACUCGAGGCUGUUACUUCAGGACUUAAAGCCAAAGAAUUUUCUAUUAGUCGUAAUAUUAUGGGUCAAUUGGGUUUUCACGUACAACCCGAUGGUAUUGUAACGUUAGUCGAGAACCAAGGACAAGCGUGGCAAGCAGGAUUAAGGCAAAAUUCUAGAUUAGUGGAAAUAUGUAAGGUUGCAGUGGCCACUUUAACAUAUGACCAAAUGGUGGAUCUGCUUAAAACUUCAUUGACUGUUACUUUAACUGUGAUACCUUGCCUCCAAGACGGAUCCCCCCGCAAAGGAUGUACAUUACAAAAUUGUAAAUAUAACGAAACAAAUUAUGAAGGUGACUAUGAAAGCAUGGCAACCAAUUUGCAAGAAGAAAAUUCGCGACGUCCUCCUCAAAUCCAACAAGCAGUGUCUGGAAACCAUCGAAAGAUUUAUGAGAGAAGUUUUUCUCCUCCCAGGAGUAGUAACAGCUCUGGCUAUGGCACUGGAAGCAGCAGUAAAUCCUUUCACCGUGAAGAGGAGAGAUUUCAUAGUAACGGUGUCGAGGGUAUAAUGCCUGGUUCAUCCAGCGCCUAUUCAAGUGACGACAAAUGGUACGAAAUCAUGCAGGACUUAGAGCCACCACCUGUCCCAACGAAACCGUGCAAUCCUAGAACACCACAACACUCAAAUAACACAUUCCCAUGUUCUCCAAAAAGAAGUAACCACCAUCAGACAAUUGUCCAGCUUCCUCCUACAUCACACAACCACUAUACAGUACAACAUAAUAAAAUUCACUUUACGAAUAGCCUGCCACUACAGCAUGUUAAUUUUCAGCAGCCUUUGAGUGCUGCUUUACAUGGGAAUAACAGUGAAUUAGACCUAACAAGGGAAAUCUACAAAAGCGAAAAAAAUAAUAUUAUGAAACAACAUAAUGAACGGCUGAGGCAGCAGGACAAUGCGGAUUAUUUACAAGUAACCAGACCACCAAAAGUAGCUGAAUACCAAACAUCACACGAAGGAGACUACUCGAGAAUUAAUUUAAAUGACAAUGUGUCCCACGACAGUUCUAUCAGUGAUAGAAUUAAUUUGCUUGGCAGUGAGGAUGAGUUAUCUACAGGUAGUGGCGGUCAUUCACCACGUAGUCGUCGUCCAGUACACCAACCGUCCAAUCAUAACCAAAGAACUCAGAGUCCGCGUUCAUUAAACGGCGAGGCUAAACUACGCCCAGGUGUAAGUUCACGCUCCGCCGCUAAUCGCAACAGCGCCAACUUAUCCAGUAAUUUUCAAGAAGAACUCUUAAGGCUUAUUAACCCUGAUAACAUCAACAUAAAUUCUGAGUCCACAAACGAAGAGUUAUUUAAGAUUAAUGGUAAAACUGGUGGAUCGUCAUCAUCAAGAGAAAAUCUUAUGAAAUCCACUAAAAAUAGUUAUUCUUCAUCUUCAAGAGAAAACUUAAACUUAAAUGGUUUGAGUGUGGCGCAUUCUAAAAAUCAACCGGAGGUAAUUCUGACCAUGGCCAGACCUGCGACUGUGAUUUCUAAUGCCAGUACUAACUCGAGCCCUUUGCCGGGGGAGUUUCGAGUUACGAAAGAUGAUACAUUACCUUCGCCUAGUAAAAAUAAGGUGGGUAUUCCAUUUACGGACUCAAUGCCAUUAAACGAGGACAAUGAUUGGCCUAGUUUGGUAGCUAAUUUUAAUAGAGUUAUGUCAACACAAAUUAAUGGAGACGACGAAAAAGUAGGAUCGAAACGUUGCUGGGAUGACGAGUUGCUUGGAACGCAACGUUUGGACUCGCAUUUGUCUAGCUCUUAUUCUAUUCCAGACCAAACGAAGCAAGUGGCGGAGUUAAGUAGAAAAAUUCAAACUUUGGAACGGGAAAAUCGUCGAUUAAGAGAUGAAAACAAGAAGGUGAAAGAGCAAGCUCAAGCUGCCGUACAACAACUAAGAAAAUUUACUGAAUGGUUUUUUAAGAAUGUUAAACGACAAUGACAAUUUAAUAUCUUUUAAUAUGGUUAUUUAAAUGUUAUACCUGGAUAAAUAACAUAAUAUUGUUUAAUAACUAUAUUUUAAACAUAACGUAGAUAUUUUAUAGCUAAACAAUAAAUAGUGCACUGUUUUAAAGUUAAAUAUGAAUCCAAAGACAUUGAUUAUAUAGGCCUUAUAAUGAAAGACUUGAUGAAAUUAAAUAGAAAGAAUACAUAAGACCAAUCAAACAAAGUCGCUUCCAAAAAUUUAUAAACAAUAUUAGAUGUAAGUAAACCAGUAGCUUUAAAAUACAUUUUUAAAAGUAUUAUCCUAUAUUUUGUAACAUAUAUUUUACAUAUAACUACGAGUACAAACAGUUUCUCUUUUUGUUAUUCUUUAGGUAUUUAUUUUACUUAAAUACAAGUAUUACAUAAAAAUGCAAAAGUUACCAAAUAAUAAUUAUAUUAAACAAUAAAGUUCUUUAUGGCUUAUUU